AUGCCCAACCCCAGGAUAUGCCUUCUGGUUGCGCUUAUUGCGACUAUGGUCGCGAACACAAGCACCAUGAGAGUCCUUUGGAUGGGAGGAGACGACAAACCGGAUUCUACCAUGAAACGCAAUGGUGACAAGCCAAGAGCAGGGUACGAUGAUAGCACGGACAAGCUGCUGCAGGCAGCGAUCAGGAACAUAGAUCAGCUCACGAGCGUCGCAAGGGAGUUGUCUCAGGAGAACAUCAGCCCGGCUGUGUUGAAAUCUGCUUCAAGGACUGACCUGCCAUCCUUGAAUGGGAACAAGGCCAACCAGCCUAAACCUGUGCAGAACUAUCAGCCGCAGUGGAGCGAGCAGCCGCAGGAGCAGCCGAGGGCUCCUCCUCAACAGUGCGCUCUGACCUUCCGGCUCAAGAAUGAUAUAACCCAACCCGGCGACACGGUCCUCGUCGUCGGAAACGUUCCAGAGCUGGGCGAAUGGAAGCCGCAGCGCGCGGCAAAGCUGAGCACGAACUCGGGGAGUUUCCCGUACUGGAACGUGGCGAUUACGUUGCGCCCGGGCUUCUCGCUCGAGUACAAGUUUGUGAUCCAAAAGAGCGGUGGAGAACUAGUAUGGGAGAAGGGGGAGAACAGGAAGAUCAAGGUCCCUGUGUCCUCCAAGGCUACUGCUGAGAGCGCCUUCGGGGAGAAGGGAGAGCGAAUCUCGGGAGUGGAUGCUGCUGUGGUGGAAGCCAGGGCCCCCUCUCCCCCAGCUGCCAUCGCCUUGUAUGAGCCGGAGGCUCCGAUGAAUCAAGAGUCGGCGACGCUGCACCUGCGCGUCAAGUGCACGACGAACCCUGGGGAGAGCGUGUUCGUGUGCGGAGGUCACCCGUCAAUCGGAGGAUGGGACCCGGUGAAGGCCGUCAUGCUGAAAACCAACAAGGAUGACUAUCCCCAUUGGAGCGGCACCAUCCAAGUCCCCGUCUCCGCGACUCAGAAGGAGAACAUCCGCUACAAGUACGUCGUCAAGGACUCCAACGGGCAGUCUCGCUGGGAGGAUGCGAUCGCAGACAGGGUCCUGAUGCAGGAGAGCAAGAAACCAGGCGGAGUCCUCAGCAUCAACAUGCACACGUACGUCGACGAUGGAUCCUUCAACUGCCUGCAAAGGGUCUGCACGUACGUUCGUGACGGCAAGGAGAGGCCGCGCACGCCCAGCACGGCUCUCGCCACUACUCCUCCUCCUCAGAUCCCAGCAGGUAUGCAGGUGGUCAGCAUUGACCAAGUGCGGCAGUGGGAGGCGAGGGUGGCGGAGCUGGAGGAUGAGUGCGAGUCGCUGAGGGAGAGGGCCCGUGCUGCGGAGGCGUCGGAGAGGAGAGUGAAUGAGGAGAUCAUGGAGCAGAUGAAGUUUGUGGAGGAGCUGCUGCAGCGCAUGAAGAAGAUGGAAGAGACUGUGACGACGCUCGAGGAGACCAAGGACGUUCUCAUCACCCGCAGCGAGUCGAUGAACAACUUGCAAGCUAUGGGCAGCCCCCCAAGCGCAACCAAGAGCGCCAAGGAGGGGAUCGCAGACUCUAUAGAAGAAGGACUGGCGAACGCGAAACAGAUUCUCAACAACAUCGACCGUCAGUUGACUCACAACCAAGCAUCUUCCGUCCGAGCUUGA
Molecule: messenger RNA, 1632 nt
Organism: Guillardia theta CCMP2712
Lineage: Eukaryota; Cryptophyceae; Pyrenomonadales; Geminigeraceae
Exons: 15
Coding region: 1-1632 (543 amino acids)
Cellular component (GO): membrane
Molecular function (GO): starch binding
Source: RefSeq, a predicted model, not a curated record